AUGGGCGGCGACCGCGUCAACGUCUUCGCGCGCGUGCGGCCCCUGGGCAGCGCGCGCGCCGAGAGCGACAGCGAAGCCGUCCGGCUCGACGGCGACACGAACAUCACGGUGGACGACAUCGAGGGCGCCAUCAACGAGUCCCUGCGCGGGUCCAGCGGCGCGUCCCUCGGUGACGCCCUCAAGGCGUCGGCCCAGCGCAAGACCUUCGAGUUCGACGGCGUCUUCGGCGGCGAGAGCGAGCAGGCCGAGGUCUUCAAGGAGGUCGGGUUGCCCGUCGUCGACGCGGUGCUGGCCGGGUACCACGGGUGCGUCUUCGCCUACGGCCAGACGGGCAGCGGCAAGACCUACAGCCUGCUCCACGGCGGGUCCGCGGCCCACAGCUUCCAGGACUCGGGCCUCCUGCCGCGCCUCGCGGCGACGCUCUACGUCAAGGCCGCCCGCGACGUGUCGCACGACUACACGGUCGAGGCGGGCUGCUUCCAGGUCUACAACGAGCAGGUCAGCGACCUGCUCCACCCGGAGCACCGGAGCGGCAAGGGCGCGAACCUGAGCGUCUCCAAGGACCGGAGCGGCCACGGCCAGGUGGACCAGCUCACGUGGGUCGCGUGCGGCUCCGCGAACGAUUUGCUCGCGCAGUUCGCGUCCGCGCGGAAGAACGUCGUCUACGCGGAGACGAAGAUGAACAAGGCGAGCUCUAGGAGCCACGCCUGCUUCCAGCUCCGCGUGUCCCGGCGGCCGAAGCAGGCCGGGGCCAGGGGGACCGUGAGCCUCUGCUCCGUCGUGGACCUCGCGGGGUCCGAGCGCGUGAAACGGAGCGGCGUCGCGGGCAAGGAGCUCAAGGAGGCCAUCAACAUCAACGGGAGCCUGCUCGCGCUGGGCAACGUCGUCGCGGCCCUCGCGGCGAAGAAGAAGCACGUGCCCUACCGCGACAGCAAGCUCACGCGCGUGCUCGAGGGCUCCGUCGGCGGCAACUGCAAGACGACGCUACUAUGUUGCUGCUCGCCGUCCGCGGACUCGACGAGCGAGACGCUGGCGGCCCUCGCCUUCGCCGCGCGGGCCAUGCGCUGCGAGUGCAAGGCCGUCGUCAACGAG
Messenger RNA from Aureococcus anophagefferens, 1092 nucleotides. RefSeq lists its product as hypothetical. Gene Ontology annotation, molecular function: ATP binding; ATP hydrolysis activity; microtubule motor activity. The annotation marks the transcript as partial. The record is from RefSeq and is a predicted model, not a curated record. The transcript has a single exon. Lineage: Eukaryota; Pelagophyceae; Pelagomonadales; Pelagomonadaceae. Gene Ontology annotation, biological process: microtubule-based movement. Gene Ontology annotation, cellular component: microtubule; kinesin complex.